AUGAAUAAUGAGGAGUUUGAAAGGAUUGCUUAUUGGUACUUAAAGGACCUCAUUCACAGAAGUCUUGUGUUGAUAAGCAAACAGACUCUUGAUGGCGAAAUUAAGACUUGUAGGGUGCACAGUGUCAUGCAUAACAUCUGUUUCAGAGAGGCUCAAAAAGAGGGAAUUCUAUGCGCAGUAAAUACUCGGCAACUCCCAAGGUGGUCAUUAAAUGCAUUUGCAAAUUCAUGUCGUUGGUUAAGUUUAUGCAAACACAGGUUUGACUAUUAUGUGUUGUUUAGUUCAACCAACCCUCGCUCCAUUUUCUUCUUUCAAGAAAACACAGAAAUUUUUGUAUCCUUGAAGCUGUUAAGAGUUUUGGCAUUUGUUGAAUCUUCAUUCCUCCAAAGACUAACAAAGCAGCAAUUAGGGGAUUUGAUAUUUUUAAGAUACUUAUCUGUAACACAAUGGUUUGAGGGUCUGAGUGAUGUUGUGUCAAGUAAUGUGAAUUUGCAAACACUUAUUGUUUCCUGUAGUACUGAGAGUGAAUCACAAGUUGGAGCACCUAUUCUCCAUUUGCCAUCAACAUUUUGGGAGUCACCACAGUUAAGGCAUCUUGAACUUGGCACUUGCUAUGCUGUCAAUCCUCCAAGAAUGGUGAAAGAGAAUUUGCAAACAUUAUCUUGGGUAGGUCCAACUCAUUGCAGAAAAGAAGUGUAUUCUAGUUUUCCAAACAUGAAAAAACUGAAAAUAUUCUGUAAAGAAGAGUUAGAGGCCAGUCACAUAGGUGGAUCUUCCAGAAAACACAUCAUUUUGGAUAAAUUGGACUAUUUAGAUGGUCUUGAGAGUUUAACAAUUUCAGCUUCUAUUGCCUGUUUUGUAACCCUUCAAGAAAGAUGUAUGUUUCCUUUACAACUGAAGAUGCUGAAGUUGAGUGGGAUUCGUAUUUCUUGUUGGGAUUUAAAGGUUAUUGGGAGGUUGAAAUGUCUUAAGGCGCUGAAGCUGGAAGAUGUGUUUCAUCAAGAAGUGUGGAGAAUAAAGUACUCAAGCGGUUGGAGACUAACAAAUAUUCUUUCCCCCUUCUUCAACACCUAUGUCUAA
Ipomoea nil (Japanese morning glory) is the source of this 1080-nucleotide messenger RNA. RefSeq names its product putative late blight resistance protein homolog R1B-14. Bases 1 to 1080 code for a protein of 359 amino acids. NCBI's taxonomy places the organism in Eukaryota, Viridiplantae, Streptophyta, Magnoliopsida, Solanales, Convolvulaceae. The transcript has 2 exons. The record is from RefSeq and is a predicted model, not a curated record. Gene Ontology annotation, biological process: defense response to other organism.